AUGGGAACUGCUUGCUGGGAUGGGAAGGUCUCUAGAACGUGUCACGACCACAGCAAGCAGGGCGACUAUAGCAAGCAUGACGACCACAGCAAGCAGGGCGACUGUAGUAAGCAGGACGACCACAGCAAGCAGGGCGACUGUAGUAAGCAUGACGACCACAGCAAGCAGGACGACCACAGCGAGCAGGGCGACUGUAGUAAGCAUGACGACCACAGCAAGCAGGACGACCACAGCGAGCAGGGCGACUGUAGUAAGCAUGACGACCACAGCAAGCAGGACGACCACAGCGAGCAGGGCGACUGUAGUAAGCAUGACGACCACAGCAAGCAGGACGACCACAGCGAGCAGGGCGAAUGUAGUAAGCAUGACGACCACAGCAAGCAGGACGACCACAGCGAGCAGGGCGACUGUAGUAAGCAUGACGACCACAGCAGGCAGGGCGACUAUAGUAAGCAUGACGACCACAGCAAGCAGGACGACUAUAGUGAGCAGGACGACCACAGCAAGCAGGACGACUAUAGUAAGCAUGACGACCACAGCAAGCAGGACGACUAUAGUGAGCAGGACGACCACAGCAAGCAGGGCGACUAUAGUAAGCAGGACGACCACAGCAAGCAGGACGACUAUAGUAAGCUUGACGACCACAGCAAGCAGGGCGACUAUAGUAAGCAUGACGACCACAGCAAGCAGGACGACUAUAGUAAGCAUGACGACCACAGCAAGCAGGACGACUAUAGUGAGCAGGACGACCACAGCAAGCAGGGCGACUAUAGUAAGCAGGACGACCACAGCAAGCAGGACGACUAUAGUAAGCUUGACGACCACAGCAAGCAGGGCGACUAUAGCAAGCAUGACGACGACAGCAAGCAGGACGACCACAGCAAGCAGGACGACCACAGCAAGCAGGACGACUAUAGUGAGCAGGACGACCACAGCAAGCAGGGCGACUAUAGUAAGCAGGACGACCACAGCAAGCAGGACGACUAUAGUAAGCUUGACGACCACAGCAAGCAGGACGACUAUAGCAAGCAUGACGACCACAGCAAGCAGGACGACCACAGCAAGUUUCACGAGCUUUGA
This is a messenger RNA of Procambarus clarkii (red swamp crayfish), 1080 nucleotides long. Its product is annotated as protein starmaker-like. NCBI's taxonomy places the organism in Eukaryota, Metazoa, Arthropoda, Malacostraca, Decapoda, Cambaridae. The record is from RefSeq and is a predicted model, not a curated record.